UCCGCAGCCCCCGCAGCCGAAGACCCCCGAGGUGCCGUGGACGGAGACGGACUCCCCCGUCUUCCACCUGACCGACGACUCCUUCGACAGUUUCCUAGAGGAACAUCCUGCCGCCGUCAUCAUGUUCUACGCCCCCUGGUGUGGACACUGCAAGAAGAUGAAGCCAGAGUAUGAUGAAGCUGCUGAAAUACUCAACAAGGCUGCAGACAGUCCCGGUGUGUUGGCAGCGGUGGACACCACCGUGCACAAAGCUGUAGGAGAGCGCUUCAAGAUCUCCGGCUUCCCGACCGUUAAGUAUUUCGUGAAAGGUGAAGACAAGUACACGCUGCCACACCUGCGGAACAAAGACAAGAUCAUCGAGUUCAUGCACAAUCCCCAGGCGCCUCCUCCACCUGAGCAGUCUUGGGAGGACAAGCCCUCCAGCGUCAGCCAUCUUGGAUUAGAGGAUUUCCGAGAGGCGCUGAAGAAGAAGAAGCACGCUCUGGUGAUGUUCUACGCUCCAUGGUGUCCUCACUGUAAAAACUCUGUUCCCCACUUCACCACGGCAGCAGAGCUCUUCAAAGAGGACAGAAAGAUUGUGUACGCGGCUGUAGACUGCACGCGAGGACAGAACAACGAGCUCUGUAAGCAGGAGGGAGUGGAGGGAUACCCGACAUUUAACCACUACAACUACGGCAAGUUUGUGGAAAAAUACAACGGCGAUCGUGGGGAGGCGGGCUUCAUCAAUUUCAUGCGCAGCCUCCGAGGACGUGACCAGGUGAAGAGGAAGGAGGAGCUCUGAGGGGGGGGGGGGGAGCAGGGUGGAGGAGUUGCACUGCACAGUUUGUCAUUGCACUGUGACCCUUGACCCUGACAGGGGCCCAAUCAGCACUAACGUGGGAGACUUGAUGACCUCAGCUAUUUUUUGAUACCGUAGUGAUCACGUUUGUAAUAAAUCCAACAGGGAACCUGCAGUGAGUGAGACUCCUUUUUCACGGAGGGGCGGGAAAUACACGUGUUUUGCCCCAAACACUGUGACUACAUUAUGUGAAAAACUAUACCGUAUACUUUAUCUAUGCAAUACUGGUGGUGGGCAUCAAUAGUGAAAGGUGGAGACUGCACAGGGGUCUGAAAACAGUCCCAUCUACCCCCCUCUGUCUCUAGAAAUAGAAACACACCCUGUUUGUUCCAAGAUUUCCAAGUGUCACGUCCAGAGCCAUUCAGAAUAUUGCUUUAUCGCAGAUUAGACGAUAAAUAACGGCAUUUAACACCUAAGAAAAGCACAUGGUGUACGGUGAAAUGUGCUGUUGUAGUAAAGAGGCACUGUAGCUAUGAAGUAGUUUUAAAUCUUAGCCAAAGGGUACAUAUUCUGAAUGGUUCCAGGCUUUUGUUUGGCUUUUUCAUUUAGUUUUUCUAAAAACUGUGGCCUUAAAGAUAUACAAAAAAAAAAUGCUGGAUUUGCAGAAUGAUCAAACGAAGGGGAUCAGACGCCUGGUGCCGUGACGCUCCUUCGGGUUAUGGACCAGAGAAGAAAACAACAAGAACAUGAAAAGCCAAAUAUUCUUGUCCUUUAUUUUCAUGGUUUCCAAAUGUGUGGGAUUCAGCGAGGCUCAUUUACACACAAUAUGUGUCUCAAGAUUGCAUGUUGAUGGUAAACAGUCCAGCACAUGAAUCUUCCACAGAAAUAAUAAUUCUCACAAUCCUCUCUGCAUUCAGGGAGACGCUGGAAUCAUUCAGACCACUGGUUUACACUUUGGGCAUUCAGGGUUUUUUGUUUUUAAGGGUACAUGUCUGUUUUAUUCCCACGCUUUCCUGACACUUUCUGCAGAACUGAACAACGACAAAAUGACAAUUCGGAUCUGUGUUAUCCUCCAAUCCCUUGGCUUGAAAUUCCUCGCCGUCAGUUAGCUGGACCGUGCUUAACGUCGUAAUUCAAUGGAUGAAUUUGUUUGUCAUCCCAGGAUUGUAAAGUCUCCAGACCCCCUCCCACUUUGGCAGCAUAACACCAUCAUCAUUACUUUGUGUGUUUUCAACCCCCACGCUUCGGCUACUAUAAAUAUUUAAUCUGUAGCUGAACUUGUGUUUUAUUAUUCAAGACUUUCGGUUUCUUUCAUUAUGAAUAAGGUUCUCAGGGAUAGCGAAACACAAUUAAAGGGAACUAGUUUGUUUGUAAUUUUGCAUUCCAGCUGAAUAACGUCGAGCCCACCAAAUGAAAUCUUGUUUACAUUUGAACCCCAAGUUAAAACAAUCCUGUGCUAUGACAACAUGUUGGAGAAGACAUAUUUGCAGUAGAUGUUACUGAAUCAUUUCAUCUUCAUGGUGAUUUUGAAUGAACUCAUUCCAAGUGAGACUGUUUAAAUGUUCUGGCUGGCACCAAACACGUUUCUGUGUUCAGUGUGACUAUUAUUAAUAUUUCAUGGCAUGUUGGAGCAUUUCGUAAGAGCGCUUCACACAGUUGGGUGUUAACAUAUUGAUAUCAUGAGGUGUUCAUUCUCCUCUGGAGGGAGAAAUGCUUUCCUUUGUUUGCUGUUUUUGUUAAGGAGCCUCUGUCCCACAUCGGUGGAAUAAUAGAAAGACCCAAAGUGACCCAUGUUGUUUGGGAAUGUAUCACAAUAAUGCCAAGAAGUCAUGGUUUCCUUUGUUGAUUGUCUGUGCCAAUAUGUACAAUGUUUCCCCCUUGCAGCAAGGACCUUGCGAGAUAAAAAAUCAAUAAAGUAAAACAUUUCCAAAA
Molecule: messenger RNA, 2710 nt
Organism: Gymnodraco acuticeps
Lineage: Eukaryota; Metazoa; Chordata; Actinopteri; Perciformes; Bathydraconidae
Product: protein disulfide-isomerase A5-like
Biological process (GO): protein folding
Cellular component (GO): endoplasmic reticulum
Molecular function (GO): protein disulfide isomerase activity
Source: RefSeq, a predicted model, not a curated record